GUUUGCCCGAGUAUAUGAGACGCGGCGCGGCGCGAUGGGCAGUUGUUUGUGGGUUGCGCGCUCGGUCGGUCGCGGGUCCGCGGGUGUAUAGUCCAGGAUACAGUGAUGAGGUGGUUGGUUCUGUCGUGUUUUCUACUGUGGGCGAGGCAUGGGGAAGGGGGUGCGCUCAAAUGUUUACCAGAAGACGAUGCGUGCUCUUCGCAACUAACACAAGAAGUCGGACAACAAGAAAUCGAUAUCCGACGGCCGAGUUCAGCCGACGCUGCCGAGUGCCUGUCGGGCAGCGAAUGGGACAGUAACUGCCACAGAUGCCGCUGCGUGGCGGGCGAGGCACAGUGCGUGCGGCAGGCCGGGUGCGAUUCUAUCGAGGAGCCGAUCCGCUGCAAACCGAACACCACGUUCGAGCGCGACUGCAACACGUGCCGCUGCUUGGAGAACGGACUCGGAAUAUGCACCAUCAUGGAAUGUGCGAGUGUAACUACAGAAGCAGCACCAUCGAAGCCGAUUAUACCGAAGGGCGUGGACUGCGCCCCGGGGACGAUCUGGCAGAGCCAAUGUAACGAGUGUGUCUGCUCGCCAGAGGGCCGGCGGUACUGCACGGACAAGGCUUGCCCCGGACAGGAAACAGGUAAGAUAAGAUAAGAUAAUAACACAGCAUCGUCGAAGACAAUCAUACCUAAAGGCGUGGACUGCGCCCCGGGGACGACCUGGCAGAGCCAAUGUAACGAGUGUGUCUGCUCGCCAGAGGGCCGGCGGUACUGCACGGACAAGGCUUGCCCCGGACAAGAGACAGGUAAGAUAAGAUAAGAUAAUAACACAGCAUCGUCGAAGACAAUCAUACCUAAAGGCGUGGACUGCGCCCCGGGGACGACCUGGCAGAGCCAAUGUAACGAGUGUGUCUGCUCUCCAGAGGGCCGGCGGUACUGCACGGACAAGGCUUGCCCCGGACAAGAGACAGGUAAGAUAAGAUAA
Cydia amplana is the source of this 972-nucleotide messenger RNA. RefSeq names its product pacifastin-like protease inhibitor cvp4. NCBI's taxonomy places the organism in Eukaryota, Metazoa, Arthropoda, Insecta, Lepidoptera, Tortricidae. The transcript is spliced from 5 exons. The record is from RefSeq and is a predicted model, not a curated record. Gene Ontology annotation, molecular function: peptidase inhibitor activity.